This is a messenger RNA of Bacidia gigantensis, 1668 nucleotides long. RefSeq lists its product as uncharacterized. The transcript is spliced from 3 exons. Lineage: Eukaryota; Fungi; Ascomycota; Lecanoromycetes; Lecanorales; Ramalinaceae. The coding region runs from base 1 to 1668 and encodes 555 amino acids. The record is from RefSeq and is a predicted model, not a curated record.
AUGGCUCGGCCUCCUUUGGGCGCUUCUCACGUUACAGACGACUUGGCUGAAUGCUCACACCUGGCAUCUGGACAAUACCGAGGGAAAUUGGCCUCUUUGCGUGGCAAAUACCCAAGUCUGAAGUAUCCUGAUCUCCAAUCACCCGUACAAGGCUGUGGUGGCAGAGUUGUCUCAUUGGAAUUCUCCAAGGACAACGACCCCAUCAGAAAGGAUUUCACCGACCCGUCAAAACUUCGUCUCUACAUUGAAGCCAAGCAGUGCGCUAGCUCAACUGAAAGGAUUACCCGCCGUCUGUUCCUCGUCGAAGGACUUGAGCCUGGCCUGAUGAGCGUAGUCGGCCAUUGUUUCAAUAUUGAUCCCACCUUAGUUGUAAGGCAGCAGCGCACAGCACAUUGGGAGCCUUACCAUAAGUCAGGAAAUACGCCGUUAUUACCCUCACUCCUCGAGCCAAGCCGAUCGUUCCACGUCCCGUAUUAUGAGCUGCAUUACUAUCCCGAAGGAUUACCCGACAAGCUGGAUUGGCGUUGCGCUGACUCUGGUCGUCAAAUUAAUUCUUCAAGGAUGCCAGGAACAUUUGAUCGCGUCGGCAUCGCCGAUCGCAAAGUGAGCUAUUGGUCUCAGAAACGUGGAGACGGCUGGGAUGCUAUUCUGUUCCUCGAUCCGCCAGUCCGUGAGGUCUUCCUUGGCGUGAAGUCUGGGCGUGCAGAGAGGCUAUCAACGCCAAAUGAACCAUAUCAAGGAGGUUACCUUGACUUCAUGAAGUUUUCAAGCCUUGAUGAUGCGUGCCGAACGCGAGGACCAACCAGAGAAUCUGUGCUCGAGGACGUCUGCUACUACUUUUUUCAUCAUGCUUCAUGUAUUGACAUACAGGAUGACCCGAUGAUAUGCACAUUGUUCCUGAAGAAGAUUGUCGCCUCUAACUACAUGGUACUGAUUGAGUACGUUAAAGCUACGCUCAGUACACUCGAGUGGUCUUUAUCUCGACAGAACCAGGAUAUCAGCGAGAUCAAAAUCGCCUGGGCGGAACAGCGCUGGAGCGACCUACAAUCUUGGAGUCGCCGAUGCUCCGAAUAUUGCGAAAACAUGGAGUCAAUCAUUGAUAGCCUCAGAAUUCCCCUAUUCGAGGCAGAUGCUUCCGGAGACUGGGCUGCUUGCGAAAAGGACUUUCACUUGAUCAACAGAAAAUUGAUAGGCUUGAAACAACGAGCAAAUGCCUUGAUCUCCUCACUUACUGGGCUGGCAGGCAUCUUGGGGAAUCGGCAGACACUAAAGGAAGCCAGCCGAUCUUUGCAUGAAGCCAAAAGCGUAAAGAUAUUGACCUUUCUAGGUAUGAUGUUCGCGCCACUAUUCCUUACAUCUGGUAUCUUCAGUAUGAGUGAGAAAUAUCUACCCGGCGGAUCGUUCUUUUGGGUUUACAUUGCAGUCGCGGUUCCGCUUGUACUUCUUGUCUUCGGUGCCGUUUCUCUCAUCAAUAUGGGAUACGGGGCUGACGGCGAGUGGUCUUCCAAAGAAUUUCGACAGACUCUCAGAAGUCAGCGAGGUAACGUUUGGGGUUCCUUCUCUCACUUGCCGCAAGUGACAAUACACCGCUUCGCGAUCAUCUACGUGGGACACUCUUUCGCAAAAGCACCGAAAUCAUAUCGACCAUCUUCGGGUGGGGAUCCAUAG